AUGAGCAUUUGGUUUACAAUAAACGUUCUUGUAAUAGUUCAAUUCCUUUGUGCGGUAGCCACUGCUGAUACUAUAGGGGGAUGUAGACCCCCAUCGGUUGAUAAAGGCCUAUAUGCCGAAUAUAUCAACACGACCCUUGAUGAAUAUCCUUUUCUGAAUCAGUCUGAGGCUACAGCUGCUCUUUCUGCAAUUGACAAUUCCGAAGCAGGACUUUCCUGGGGAGGGGUUACUAGUCAAAACUUCAACUUCGCAACUCCGGCCGAUAGUGCCGUAUAUGCGGAGCUAUAUGGGAAAACAGUUAACGUAGGAUACUUUGGUUUGAGACUCUCAGGAUACUUUUAUGCCACUACAACCGGAGACUACACUUUCGAUAUAAGUAAUGCUGAUGAUACUGCAUCUAUCACGCUUGGAGCAGGGGUUGCUAUGGAUUGUUGUGGACUGGGACCGCUCACAGGAAAUCUUGAUGAAAAUGCUUAUUACAUUCAAGGUAGUGGAAGUACAACUGCUACGGAGACAGUUACACUUACAGCGGGUGUCUAUUAUCCUAUUAAAAUCGUCUACUACCAAGAAGGUGGGCCAUCUAGCUUUACCAUGUCUGUAACCUAUCCUGAUGAUAUAACGCAUACAUCUGAUAUUGACUGGUAUAGCUCAACAGACAAUAGCACAUCAUGUCCUUAUUCAGUUACUACUACUGUUACAUGGACCGGAACAGAUACUGAGACUGUUACUGUAACAGGCUCAC
Molecule: messenger RNA, 742 nt
Organism: Yamadazyma tenuis ATCC 10573
Lineage: Eukaryota; Fungi; Ascomycota; Pichiomycetes; Serinales; Debaryomycetaceae
Source: RefSeq, a predicted model, not a curated record